Vollenhovia emeryi is the source of this 2110-nucleotide messenger RNA. RefSeq lists its product as uncharacterized. The coding region runs from base 377 to 1321 and encodes 314 amino acids. The record is from RefSeq and is a predicted model, not a curated record. The transcript is spliced from 4 exons. Lineage: Eukaryota; Metazoa; Arthropoda; Insecta; Hymenoptera; Formicidae.
AUUUGUGAUUGUCAGCCAUUAUGAUUAUCAACAUGGCGUAAUCUUAUUAUCAAUAUUGCGUUCAUUCAUUGCUAUUUCCGUCGACAGUAGCAGCAGGUUGUAAUUAUGAGGAUAAUCAUAAAAAUCUCGUCUGUAAACACUAACAGAAAAAUCAGUCGAACAGUAACUUGGUCGAUACUCUAAAAAAAAAACUGGAGUGCUGCUACUAAUUCUUUUGUAUUAUACAACCGUACAAACAAUAGCACGUAUACAUUUACCGGCCGUUCGAGAGUAAUGUGGAUAACGAAGCGUCAUCCUUUGUCUUUUUGUGUAUUUGUACAUUUGUAAUUAACGUGAAAAAUUCAAUCUUGUUGGGAGUUUUUUUAUUAGUACGAGGAUGGACACUUCAGGACAGCAGGACAGAUCUCUCGGUAGUGGGAUUUCAUUGCCGCAAUGGAUGAAGGGGAGAAUGGACAAUAGGUUUGACUUUGACGAAGCCGCAUUCAGUCCACCUUCGUAUGAUGACAGCUUCUUUUACGCAAGAUACCCAAGGUCGCAAAAUACUCAGCCGCAGCACGGAUUAAAGCACAUCGUAACUGAGGUUUUAAAUGAAAAUAUUUCAAGCUCCACGAAUCAGAUAACGAAUGAAAAGACCAUUUCUGAUUUGCAAGAUGUCAAGAAGAUUGAUUUUAGCAAACACCCUUUGCCAUGUCAACCGUUUAUACCGGUUGUAAAUAAUAGUAAAGAUGGUGAUAUUAGAGUGUAUAAAGCUUCGACGAGCGGAAAUGUAAAGCCUAAAUCACAGGGGACGGAUGACGGUUUUCAUGGUGAACCGGCUCUUUGUGGGAAAUCAAUCGUUCAUGUAGCUAGUCAAAUGAUGUCUGGUAAAUUCACCAAGGUAUUCACGCCGGACUCGCGUCCUCAGCAGACGGAGAACCCGGCGAAGAGCGUCAGCAAGUCGUUACCGGCGACGCCGUUGGCAUCGCCAGCAGGAAGCCCGGAUAGUUCACCGAAAGCACGCAGGAAGAUUCACAAUCGAUACUUCACGGGCGCGUUCGUGCCGGAUAAGGAAAAGUAUCAGGGUAAUUGGAUCUUGUCGAGCAUACUCGGCCAAUCCAGAGAAGUUAUUACAGCGAAGAUAGACGAGGAAGACGAGCUCUAUCCAGACAUGGAGCCACCACCCAAGCCGCUCAAUCGAAAGAAGUCGAUAUCCUCGCAAAAUCUCACGUACAUUGGAAAGGAAGAAAAAUCGGCGGAUAAGUCGUCCGUUUACGCUAACGUACUCGAGGUCAAACCGUCGGAAUUAAGAGAGAUGAAUUUUUGGUCGCCGACUUCCAUGUGAAGCUUUACAUUUUGUUUAAUUUUAAAUAGUUAUUAAUUGUGCUUCUACCAAAGCAUAUGUAGAUGAUUUAGGUGUAUUUAGUUUAAUUCCACAUUAUUGAUGCACAUAGCUGUACAUUUGGCUCAUUCUAUCGCUAACUUGACAACGUUUCGUACGAGAUUGAUAUGUGAUCAUGUGUUUUAACUGGAUUCCCACAAGUUUGUUACCCUUGGAUAAACAGCGGCCAACAGUAUUUGUCCAUUUGGGAUUAUAUUAUCGUUUAAAAGAUGCCGUUAUCCUCUGCAAUAUAUUUCUAGAAAGAGAUAAUACACUCGAAUAAAUUGCUCCAUAUAUUAUAUUCGUGUAUUGUAUAAGUAUUGUAUUUGCGUAAUUGUGUUACAUCCACGCUUUCACUCUCAAAAGUACUCGGAGAGCCGAAAGUGCGACGGUCUAUUAAUUAACUGUCUUACAUGUUCAUCGAUAUCUUAUAUUGUAUUAAUUACUUGUUUUUCGUGCGUUACAUGGGAGAAUUGCAGUACAACUGAAAUGCACCAGAUGUAUCGAAUCCUGCGAGGUACAUUUGAGCGACAUCCAGUGUUCUGUGAAAUGUGAUACAAUGAACUAGAGACGAGGGACACUAUGUGAAAUACAAGUUGCGUCGUACAGUUAUUAUAAAUUCCACUAUCGUAAAUUUGCACGAAUAUCGUUGGUUAAAGACAGAUUUUCUUUUUAACACAGAUGGGUACUAUGCGAAUAUAUACGGAUUAUGUGAACUGAUUUAUGCCAAUAAAAAUACGACUUAACAUUUUA